Ogataea parapolymorpha DL-1 is the source of this 663-nucleotide messenger RNA. RefSeq lists its product as uncharacterized. The transcript has a single exon. The coding region runs from base 1 to 663 and encodes 220 amino acids. Lineage: Eukaryota; Fungi; Ascomycota; Pichiomycetes; Pichiales; Pichiaceae. The record is from RefSeq and is a predicted model, not a curated record.
AUGAAUAUCGACACCAACUCGCCCGAAUUCAAAGAGGCCCAGCAUCGCGCCAUUGAGUUCUACGACGCGGAGCACGAGCUGACUGUCGACGAGCGACACCAAUUGCAGCGCUUCUUCCAGAAAACGGCGUUCUUCGUCAUGGGAUGCUCCACAUUGGGUCUCCUGGCGGGCAUGGGCCUGCCGGUCUACUUCCGCAAGGGGAACAAGAUUAAUGCCAUGCGAGUGGGCUGGGGAGGCGUGCUGGGCAGCAUGGCCGCCACCUGGAUUGGCGCGCCAGCACUCUACCGGCGAGAAGUACAGAAAGCCAAGGACGACUACGGUUCAGAGUCGAAAAUCUACAACGUUAUUCAACAUACACCGCACGGAGUGUUCCGGAGCUUUUUCUGGUCCUCCUACUUCGCAGAGACCGCCAAACACCCCGAACUGCGGAUCAAGGAUCCGCGAGACGUCCAGAGCCGGCUAGCCGACCAGGGCGAUGAGAACUCCGCCUGGGCCAAGCUCAGACACGGCGAAACCGACACCAAACAGCCAGCCGCAGUCUACACAGAAACAAACUCCGCCGACUCGCCGUUCGACGCCGAUCCCCUGGCGGACCCGUCUCCGCAAUCGCAGCCAGCUCGUCCUGUCUCCGCCUGGGAAAGAGUCCGCAAUGCCAAUAAAUAG